GCUUCUAGAGGGACCAAGAACCCAGCACCCGAAAGCUAAAAGACGUAAAAUCUCGAGAGCAAUGGAGACUGAUGAGAUAGAGGAGAAACAUUCGUCGGACUCAAACGAACUGGGAAGAAUUCAAGACUACGUUUUGAAAUCCCUACUUAGCGAAGGCAGCAGAGGAUCAGUGUCGAGGGUGUGGAAGGCGAGGCACAGAGAAAGCGGGCAAAUAGUUGCUUUAAAGCAAAUCCAACUCUCAAAGCUUACCCGCAGCCUCAAGAACUGCUUGGACUGCGAAGUCAACUUCUUAUCCUCUGUUAAUCACCCAAAUAUCAUCCGUCUUCUCGGUGUUUUCGAGUCAAUGGACGUCUUUCAGGCUGAAGGCAGCAUUUUUCUCAUCCUGGAGUUUUGUGCUGGGGGCAAUCUCGGUGCUUAUGUCCGGAAUCAUGGUAGAGUGCAAGAAUGCAUAGCUAAAAGAUUCAUGCAACAGAUUGCUGCUGGAUUAGAGGUGCUGCAUUCACACCUAAUCAUCCACCGUGACUUGAAGCCAGAGAACAUUCUGUUGUCAAGCUCUGAUGGUGAUGCUCUGCUGAAAAUUGCUGAUUUUGGACUCUCAAGAAUUUUGCACCCUGAUACCUUUGCUGAGACAGUCUGUGGGUCUCCAUUAUACAUGGCUCCAGAAAUUCUUCAAUUUCAAAAAUAUGAUGAAAAGGUUGACAUGUGGAGCAUUGGUGCAAUUCUUUUUGAACUUCUUAAUGGCUACCCUCCUUUUCAUGGUAGGACUAGUGUUCAGCUUUUGCAGAAUAUCAAGGAAUCUUCAUAUCUUCCCUUUUCUCAGCUGGUUCUUUCUGAGUUGCAUCCGACCUGUGUUGAUUUAUGUUCUAGACUGUUGUCUGUCAAUCCAGAGACCCGGAUGUCCUUUGAUGAGUUUCAUGAGCAUGACUUUUUGGAAAUUCAGAAAGUGGAGAGAUAAAAGCCAGCAAUAAGUGGUUUCUAUAUGUUGAUGUCAUUAUGAUGGGUUGUCUGCCAAGAUCUCAGUUGUGAAGCUGCCAUUUCCUGA
Coffea arabica (coffee) is the source of this 1042-nucleotide messenger RNA. The record is from RefSeq and is a predicted model, not a curated record. NCBI's taxonomy places the organism in Eukaryota, Viridiplantae, Streptophyta, Magnoliopsida, Gentianales, Rubiaceae.